AUCUGACAUCGGAGCUGAAACCGGAAAAACCCAACUUCAUGGAAGAUAGCAAGGAGAAGAACACGACACCAUGGCUAUCAGUGCCCCAGUUUGGGGAUUGGGACCAACAGGGAGUAAUGCCAGAUUACUCCAUGGAUUUCACCAAGAUCAGAGAAAUGAGGAAACAGAACAAGAGGGAUGUGUCAAGAGCCAGUCUUGGAAAUGAAGAAGAGCUCAUCUCCUCGACCGUCGCCUCCAAAAACACGGCCGACAGUAACCUCCGGCAUUGCCACCAGACCCAUUCUCCAACUGCAAGGAGAAGCAUUCUCAGAUACUUCAAUUGCUGCGCAAAAGCUUGAGAUUCAUUGAGACGACUGUGUGAUGACCUAAGUAUAUAGAGCGUGCAAGAGUAGGAAGAAUGGUUUAUGUGUGAAUCGAAUGAGGAUAUUUUCUUUUCUUGCAACCUUUGUUGAUUGAUGGAUGGCUGUUCUGGUUACGAAGUAGAGAUAAACUUUCAUGUCUGGGUCAAGGAUUUAAGGAGGAAGAGGGGAAAAAAAUUCUUUUUUUAUUUUAUCCAAAGCGAAAAAAAUUACUACUAUAAAAA
This is a messenger RNA of Rhododendron vialii, 583 nucleotides long. RefSeq lists its product as uncharacterized. NCBI's taxonomy places the organism in Eukaryota, Viridiplantae, Streptophyta, Magnoliopsida, Ericales, Ericaceae. The coding region runs from base 39 to 338 and encodes 99 amino acids. The record is from RefSeq and is a predicted model, not a curated record. The transcript is spliced from 4 exons.